Messenger RNA from Phycodurus eques (leafy seadragon), 7280 nucleotides. It is a transcript of the gene abhd15a, whose product is annotated as abhydrolase domain containing 15a. The record is from RefSeq and is a predicted model, not a curated record. Gene Ontology annotation, molecular function: short-chain carboxylesterase activity; monoacylglycerol lipase activity. Lineage: Eukaryota; Metazoa; Chordata; Actinopteri; Syngnathiformes; Syngnathidae.
GUCUCCGUUUGGGACGCGGACGCGCGGAUCUCUAUUGCACAAAUGAUGAAUGCACUUGAUGUGAGAAAUAAAACGGGAUUUGGUUGUGUGCUUGUGCGUGGCUGCUGCGUGACACUGGAGGACAGAGGACGCGGAUUUAGGACAAAUUAGUAUCAAUUGUGUCAAAAACGCUCGUCCGUUCUGCGUUGAUUGUGAUCAUGCAGGAAUGGCUCGUGUUCCUAUGUGUUGCGAUACUGGUAGCAAUAAUCUGGUCCAGCUCCAAAGUUUCUGGUACCGAGAAGCGGACAAAGACCGCGCCGAGAAGACCGAACAGUCCGCUGAAAGAUGAAGACGACCGCAGCGUGGAGCUCAUCUGCAAACCUUCCGCCCUGGCCAACUACCUCGUGAAGAACUGCUCCACUUUCAGCAACUACUCGACGCGGGUCGGCUGGACGUGGCGGGCCAGCGCCGUCCUCCAGAGCUUGCACGAUGCGUGCUGGUCCUUCGGCAACCCGGUCCACUUUGUGCGGGACAACCUGCAGCUGAGCGAUGAUGGACUGGUGGCUUUGGACUGGGCUUAUCCUUCCUACCAAAAGAGACGCAGGACUUCCAGCCACUCCACCAGCCCGGUUCUUCUCAUCAUCCCCAAUUCGUUCGGCAAGAUCACCAGAAAUGUCCUGCAGUUGUGUCAAACAGCACUUUCCCAUGGAUACCUCCCUGCAGUCUUCAACCGCCGCAGCCACAACAACACUCCGCUCACCACUGUCAAACUGCAGCAGUUUGGAGAUCCUGCAGACUUGCGAGAAGCUGUGCGGUACAUCCGCUACCGGCACCCUGCCGGCAAACUGUAUGCGGUGAGCGAGAGCACAGGCUCCGGCCUCCUUCUCUCGUACCUGGGGGAGUGCGGCUCGUCCAGCUAUGUGACGGCGGCCGUCUGCCUGUCGCCUGUCUUUCGCUGCCAGAGCUGGUUCGAGAAUGGCCUUUGCUGGCCCAUUCAGUGGGUCUUGGUGUUCUACCAGAAAAUGUGCCUCAGCAGAUACAAGACGGUGCUGAGUUCCACCAUACACACGGACACCCUCUUUGCUACCAGUUCUCUACGCAACCUGGAGGAAGUUCUGUUCUGUCAAACCGAUCAGGUUGGCUGUGCGUCGGCAGCACCAACUGGGAGCAGCAGCAGCACUUCUGGUUCCUGGGAAGCUUACUGGGAACGCAAUGAACCCUUAAGAGACGUGGAUGAAGUGGCCAUUCCAGUCCUGAGUGUGUGCGCUCAGGAUGACCCUGUCCGGGGAAACCCCCAGUCCACAGUACCCUGGGAACUUUUUGAAAGCAACCCGCAUUUUUUUCUCCUUCUAACAGACCGAGGCGGCCACUGUGGUUUCCCCGCGCAAAGCGAAGCGAGUUCCGCUGGGCCAGCUAACCCGGCGGCUGCCACCCAACAGUGCGACUGCAACUGUGGGACCAACUGGAGCCACCGAGCUCUUUUGGAGUUCUUCAGGGCAACCACAGACUUCUUUGCUGCGGAGGAGAGAACGAAACAGCUCGCUGCAAAGAGGAGGGGUCUGGGGGGAAGUACAGGAGGGAGAAUCUUCCGACACCGCAGUGUCAGUACAUGUAAACGAGUACCAGCGUGCUCCCAUAAUAUCCAUGCCAUUUACAACUGGCAGAGGUCCUAUACACGGUGAGGGAACUUGAUGGAAUUUGACCCUUGUGUGCUUUUUCAAUUCCAAAACAAGAUGAUGGGGCCUUGAUAGUGUAGUGGUUUGGAUAGCUGACGUUUUAUGCUGAGUGUGUGGGAUCGAUUCCUACUCGCGUUCAGGUUAGUAAUCUGCCUUUUGCCCUCAGUCUGCUGGAAUAUCCAUCACCUCCCCCACAACCACUGGAACAGGUUUAGCAGUAGAAAAUGGAUGGAUGGCGGUAUUUUAUAUGACAUUGUUGAGGUGUGCUACUUUGUUUGAAAAGUUCUAAUUUUCUAACGAUACAAGCUUUCUCAUUGCCAGCCGUUUAAAAUGUAUUCAUACAUCAAUCACCUCAUGCACCACAACCUUUACGGUGUAAACAUGGCCAACUAAAAACUUGCCAGAGGUCUGAUGCCAAAUGUUUGAUCCCCUGAUAACAAAAACAAACUUCUGCUGUUACACUUGUUGGACUCCUUUGGAUUGUGUUUUUUUAUUUUUUUUAUUUUAUUUCUUUGCUUUGGAAUUUGCCUUUCCUAUCCUAGCGAGAUGGACUAGGUUGUUCGAAAUCUAAAAUUGCUUAGCAAAGUCUCAAUAUGAACUUUAACUCUCCUUUAGGAUAGGUUACAUCUCACCAACCUUUACAAAAAGAAAGCCGAAAUGUACAGCGGCAGUUUUUAAAGCAACAAGCCACUGACGAAGUUAACCGACAAGUUGGUCGCAAGGUGCUCAAGAGUUUCACCCGAGAGACGUCAGCAAUACCUGCCGUUGUGCGAUGACGUCAGUUAGGAAAAGUGGAGUUGAAUGAUGUUUAUACAGUGCUGUCUUUUCCCGUGUUCUAAAGGAAACCCCUUUUAGUCUCGCCUUGACCUGUUGCCGUUUUCCACAAAGGUUAAGGAAAGGUGCUACAAAAGUAAGGAGAUUUGACUUUCCGAAAAGGCCUCAAUGACUGACUUGCCACGUCCAAGCCCUUACAACAGCUGAACUUCGAAGCGAGUAAGCGAUUUUGGGCAAUAAAAUUUGCAUUUCAGCUGUCACGCUAACAUAGCAGAGUCAGUGAUGUGUAACAAUGUGUUAUUGUGGCUACCUUUUGUAGUCGACGCUGUAGAACCUCAAUUGUACUUAUGCCUCUGGACUUCGCUUAAAAUUGUUUGACUUCUAAAUUGUUAAUUUUGCAUUUGAAAUUUGGGGAAUAUUGAUAGGCAGCAUGCGGCUGUGUGUCUUGGCUUAGGGCUAAAUGGAGUUUGCAUGUUCUCUGGUUUCCUCUCUUCUUCCAAAAAACAAUGCAUAUUACAACCCCAAUUGAUGUUGGGACUUUGUGUUAAACAUAAAUAAAAAUAGAAUACAAUGAUUGGCAAAUCAUGUUCGACCUAUAUUUAAUCGAGUAUACUACAAAGACAAGAUAUUUAAUGUUCAAGCUGAUACAUUUUAUUGUUUUUAGCAAAUAAUCAUUAACUUAGAAUUUUAUGGCUGCAACACGUUCCAAAAAAGCUGGGACAGGGUCAGGUCAUGUUUACCACUGUGUUACAUCACCUUUUCUUUGAACAACAUUCAAUAAACGUUUGGGAACUGAGGACACUAAUUGUUGAAGUUUUGUAGGUGGAAUUCUUUCCCAUUCUUGCUUGAUGUACAGCUUCAGCUGUUCAACAGUCCGGGGUCUCCGUUGUCAUAUUUUACGCUUCCUAAUGCGCCACACAUUUUCAAUGGGAGACCGGUCUGGACUGCAGGCAGGCCAGUCUAGUACCCCCACUCUUUUACUACGAAGCCACGCUGUUGUAACACGUGCAGAAUGUGGUUUGGCAUUGUCUUGCUGAAAUAAGCAGGGGCGUCCAUGAAAAAGACAUAAGCAUAUGUCUCUCCAAAACCUGUAUGUACCGUUCAGCAUUAAUGGUGCCUUCACAGAUGUGUAAGUUACUCAUGCCAUUGGCACUAACACAGCUCAAUACCAUCAAAGAUGCUGGCUUUAGAACUUUGCGUCCAUAGCAGUCCGGAUGGUUUGGCCUGGACACGACAAAAACAAUUUCCAAAAACAAUUUGAAAUGUGGACUCGUCGGACCACAGAACACUUUUCCACUUUGCAUCAGUCCAUCUUAGAUGAACUCGGGCCCAGAGAAGCCAGCUGUGCUUCUGCGUGUUGUUGAUGAAUGGCUUUGGCUUUGCAUAGUAGAGUUUCAAGUUGCACUUCCAGAUGUAGCGCCGAACUGUAUUUACUGACAGUGGUUUUCUGAAGUGUUCCUGAGCCCAUGUGGUGAUAUCCUUUACGCAUUGAUGUCGGUUUUUGAUGCAGUGCCGCCUGGGGGAUCGAAGGUCACGGGCAUUCAAUGUUGGUUUUCGGCUUUGCCGCUUACAUGCAGUGAUUUCUCUAGAUUCUCUGAACCUUUUGAUGAUAUUAUGGGCCGUAGAUGAUGAAAUCCCUAAAUUCCUUGCAAUUGUACGUUGAGGAACAUUGUCCUUAAACUGUUCGACUAUUUUCUCAUGCACUUGUUCACAAAGAGGCGAACCUCACCCCAUCUUUGCUUGUGAAUGACUGAGCAAUUCAGGGAAGCUCCUUUUAUACCCAAUCAUGGCACCCACCUGUUCCCAAUUAGCCUGUUCACCUGUGCGAUGUUUGAUGAGCAUUCCUCAACUUUCUCAGUCUUUUUUGCCACCUGUGCCAGCUUUUUUGGAACGUGUUGCAGCCAUAAACUUCUAAGUUAAUGAUUAUUUGCUAAAAACAAUCAAGUUGAUCAGUUUGAACAUUAAAUAUCUUGUAUUUGUUGUCUAUUCAAUUAAAUAUUGGUUGAACAUGAUUUGCAAAUCAUUGUAUUCUGUUUUUAUUUAUGUUUAACACAACAUCCCAACUUCAUUGGAGUUGGGGUUGUAGUUGACAUGAAGAGUGAUUGUGAAUGUUUAGAUAUGCCCUGUGAUUGACUUGUUAAAGAUCCAGUCUGAACGCUCCUUUUUCCAAAGCUCUGCCCAAAUCCAGCUCAACUUUAACCUUGAACCGUAUAAGUGGUAGGAAAUUGAUGGAUGGACAGAAAUAUUAGUAGCCAACUGUCAUAUUUCAUUGGUUUGUCAGAAUGUAGCGAUAAAGCUCUGUUGGUGUCGUAAAAUAUUAUUUUACUUGGCAUGAUUGAGAUUCUCAGCAGGCAAUCCUCACCCAUUGAUUGCAUUCAAAACACAAUCAAUUUAAUAACGUUAUGAUACUUCUUUGAAAAAAACCCUAAUCACAUUCAAGAAUGCAACCAUAUAGUUGAGUAUACACAUUUCACACUUGCAAUACAAAUUAGUUUUAUAUUAUACAUGUUUACCACUUUAAAAGUGUAUUUUAUUACUGUAGUUCUAUGUGAUGGAAUUCUAGAAAAUAGGAGAAUGAUAUCUGAAGCAUGGUUUGCAAUGUUGUUGUUUUGUUCUCAUUUUAAUGCACUUGCUCUCUUCUCAAAGCUCACAAAGACCCCCAAUUAUAGCACAGUCCCCAUGGCCAUUUCAUGUUGAGAUUGCGUGUGCCCAUUGAGAGUUAUCUACUCAGACAGCUGGAACACAGCGGUACACACGCACAGAAUGCCGGCAGACACGAUGUCCACUUGUAUCACGACCAACUUCACUCACACACACACACACACACACACACACACACAAAUGAGAUGUCCUGCAUGGUACAUGAACUCCAAAAUGCAACCGACAAUAUACUGUAGGACAAUUUGGUGUGUGUACUGUAAAUCAAAGGUGCUUUUUGACAACGCUUUUCUCCUGUGGUGUUGUGUAUUUCCUCUACUGCAAGUUAAUCAGAACAGUUGCAGCAAUGCUUUUUGUGUUCUUCAUUAUAAGCAGCUGACUGGAAAAUGUCUUUGCACACACUUAAAAGUAGUGAUACGCCAUUAAUAAUAGCUGUGGCAAACUCUGCAUUUGGUACCUGGACCUUCAGUUAGGGACUUACCCGACUUCCUAAUACUGCCACUAUCAAAUCACAAUUUUAAAACCCAUCAGUACUGUACAAAAACACAAUAUAACCGCACGUCACUGUGCCGCGGACAUUGUAAGAAGCAGUUCUGGUUCGAUAUUUAUCUAGUAACGUAAAAAAUAUCAUCAUACCAUAAAUGCUGAUUAUUAAAUGUAUUAUUGUGCAGAUAGCUACAGAUGUGUUUUUCUUGUCGAAGGUGGCUGUAACAAGUUUUGCUCUGACCGACCAAUGAGAGAACAAUGCUGACAUCAUCAAGGGCCAGACCUCUGGCCCUGUGAGGAAAAAUGUGAAAUCUGAUUGAUUUAAGAAACACACUUAUUGCUAAUAUCGUUUAAAUUACAUCUGCCAACACUACUCAUUCUGAAGGCCUUGGCAGAUUAGAUUGAUAUGGUAGCACAUAAAGGCUGAAACCUGAUUGGACAAAAAAAUAAAAUAAAUAAAUAAUCCAACAUCCACAGGUUAUAAAAUGUAGAGAAUAUUUUGUCUUACUUUCAUUCUAAUAUCAACCAAAAAUGCAUAGCUGUAGACAACUGCACUUUGUUUCCCCAAACAUCUCCUGGUUCAAAAGUCUAAUACUCGGUUUGGCAAAAGCACAAAGUGCAGCUGCUCUACAAUAGUGGUUGAGAUAUUAAAUUACUGUUUCGUCAAGCCUUGCACACAAAAAAAGGUUACUUUUACUGAUACUGCAGUCGACAUCAGUUGGUGGUUUUCCUAUUGCAGUGGUUAUAUAUUUUCUCUUAUUAAUCAAUUCUGCCCAAGGGACUACUGAAAUAAAUGUAAAUUCUGAAAAUAACAGUUGGUGUCACGUGUGUGCUUUCUUUGGCUGAUGCAGCGCAUAUAUCUACAGUAGUUCUAGUCAUUAAUGCACUUUUGACACAAAAAGAAAUCCAUUUCCCUCUUAUUCAGGAAAGUCAGUGCUGGUUAAAGUUGAAACUAAUAACCAGUCUGCUUUGAAAUACAAGCUUGUGUUUGCAUUGAAUUGAUAGUGAAGUGAUGAUUGAUUGGAAUAGAUUAACAAGGAUGAUAUGUUUCAUAAAAUGUGGGUUGUUUUGCUGUUACAUAAUUUCAAGUAGAUGUUGCUUCUUUGCAAUAAAUGCUGUUUAGUAUUGGCCGCCAGCAAAUGGAGCCCUUUAGAUUAAAUUGUCUUUCCUGUUUGCUAAUUCAGUUAUAUUCUCAACAACUCUGCCUGAGUGACGAGUUAAACAGCAAUGUUACAUACAUGCUUACAGGAUUAUCACACCAAUUUGCCAAAAGUGUGCAUUUGUUCUCGUUGAAACAUUAUUUCCUGCCCUUUCUUCUUUGGUAAAUGACAGUGUGGAUAGAGGAAGAUUUCUUCAUGUCGCAAUAAAGGAACAUCAAUGUAUAUACUCUAUCAUUCAAAAAUACCACUUUAACAAAAAUGUUAAAACUCAUUGCAAGGCCUUUGCCAGCUUUCUAGUUUGAGAAGUUUUGGAUUUACUUUGAGUCUGACACCGAAAUAAUGCGCUACACAGCGCUGCAAUUUAUCCCAAGACUCUCUCCUUGCCAAUAUGAACUGAAUAUCAAUCCGUAGUUCAUUUAACAUAGCAGAUACAAAAACAAAAAGAAAAGAAAAGCUGAUGUGCCUCCUUUGAGGUGCUGUGGCACCUCACACUUUGAAAACCUUUGCCUCCAAGGAAAUGUGUUUUGCAUGCAUAACAAUUCAACAA